Molecule: messenger RNA, 3582 nt
Organism: Chanos chanos (milkfish)
Lineage: Eukaryota; Metazoa; Chordata; Actinopteri; Gonorynchiformes; Chanidae
Gene: ccdc9
Product: coiled-coil domain containing 9
Exons: 15
Coding region: 164-2209 (681 amino acids)
Source: RefSeq, a predicted model, not a curated record
UCCCAGUAGAAACUGAAACAUUGUGAAAAGCACAUUAAGACUUUCAUAAGCAACUGAGCUUUUCCUGAGAUAUUAAAGCUUUAGAAGGAUAAAGAGUUGCAGACUACAGAUCGAUCCAAAAGGAUUUCAACCACCACUGUUGUACUAGGACAGGCUCGCAGCCAUGUCUACUGUGGUGGAUCUAAAAACCAAGGAGGAGAAAGAUGCUGAACUGGACAGACGAAUCGAAGCGCUGCGCAAAAAGAAUGAGGCACUCGUGCGUAGGUACCAGGAAAUAGAAGAGGAUAAGAAAAAGGCAGAGCAAGAGGGCAUUGCCGUGACAACGCCUCGCAAACCUCGCUCUCAUGAACACGAGGUGGAAAGGCGGAAAACAGAAAAGGAAAAUUUCACCGUGACCGUUGAUCUGUCCAAACCCAGUGGAGAGAAGAGAGUGGUUAAUGAUAGAAAAGGAGCUUUGCACCACGGAGAACAAGGCCCAGAGGAGGGAGAUGGUUUCCCCAGGCCUCAGGGCGAAAGCCCGCCCCGGAGGACCGGCUCUGGACGACUAAACAGGGGAGGACAGCGGGGGGGUGGAGGUCCGCGGUCAGAGCGGAGAGAACCGAGGCCUGACAGACAACCAUGGGAUGGAGAAUCAGGGGACGGACCUCCGCGAGGCGAACGCAACCAGAGAGGAGGAAGGAGAGGGGGAAGAGGAGGAGGUGGAGGAACACCAGGAGGAGGGUCAGGGUCUGACAGGAAGUCUAAGGAGUGGGAGGAGAAGAGGAGACAGAACAUCGAGAAGAUGAAUGAGGAGAUGGAAAAGAUCGCAGAGUACGAGAGAGGUCAAAGGGCUGAUGGAGAUAAAAACCCCACCCGUAAUUUUCUGGAUGAUCCACGACGCAGUGGACCCAUUCCUGACACCGACCGUAAAGAGGGCAGCCGUCGGCACAUCAGGAACUGGGGUGGACUGGACUUUGACAACGUCAAAACCGGUGCCGAGGUAGAAAAAGAGUGGACGAGUCGGAGACCGGGGGGGAAAGGUUCUGUGGACAUGACCCUGUCUAUGACGGGUCGGGAGCGGGCUGAGUACCUGCGCUGGAAGAAGGAACGUGAACAAAUAGAUGAAGAGAGACUGGCUCGCCAUCGCAAUGCCACCGGACAAUGGAGACGGGAAUGGGACGCCCAGAAAACAGACAACAUGUUCAAGGAGGACGCAGCUGUGGCCGUAGAGGGGACGCCAGAACAGAGCAAUAGGAGAGAGGACGGCAAGAGACCUCCCAAAGCACCCACGUUUGGGGAUUUCUUGGGACACGGCAAGUCGAGAGAGGCGGGCCGCAGGGGGCGAGGUCGAGGAAAGGGUCAGACCCAGGGCAAGAGUUACAGCAUGCACGAUAACCGUUGGGAGGGAGAGAAAGAGGAGGAAAAAGGAAAGAAGGAAGAAACAGAGAAAGAGAAGGAUGAGAAGAAGCCAAAAGCUUCAUCCUCUGAGAAGCAGCCUAAGGAGGCGGAGGAGAAACCAGCUGACAGGGGAACUGCCGAGGAAGAUGAUGACGAGUGGGAAGACGCCAGCGACGGAGACGAAGAAGAGGUGGGAGAAGACGGCGAAGAGUCUGAAGGCGAAGAACAAAAAUCCCAAAACAAAGACAGCCCGAUAGACAAGACCCCAACCUCUCCUGCUCCGCCAGCACAAAGCCCUAAGGAGCAACGCACCCCUAGACCUAAGGUCCGGAUCCCAUCUCCUCAGGAGAUCCAGGCCACCCCAGAGCUGGCCACCAAGCCCCUCAGCCCCUUCUCCCCGCUGGAGGGCCACCAGCCUGUCACCGACUGGGGGGAGGAGAUGGAGAUGCUGUCGCCUCGGAGUAGCCUCGGAGAGAGCCCGCUGAAGCCGGGGAGUAACGAGGGGAGCCCUUCCCAGGCCAAGAGCCAGGAGGAGGAGCAGGCUAAGUCCAGCCAACCAGCAGAGCAGGAGAAACAGGAUAACACACAGACAGAAACCUCUGAAGAAACAUCAUCAUCAUCAUCAAAGGAGCCAGCUGAAACCACUACAACCACCAACCAAGACAUUGUGGUGUCCACUCCACCACCAGCCCAGGACUCCACGGCAUCAAAGGAGGAAACCCCAGCUCCUGUCAUAGAGCCCAAUGAGAAGCUGGCUGACAGCCAGCCCCCAGCAGCGGAGUCGGCCGCAGACUCGGCCGUGGAGAGCUCUGAGCAGCCAUCCUCAGGCUGACGACCGACACAAACAACUGGACUUUUCAGUCAUAGGGAUUCAGAAAGGAAGGAAGAAGAAGAAGAGAAGAGAGAUCCUGGGAGGGAGGGGGUUGGGUCAGGAAGGGAUAAAGCAUUGACUGAAAAUAUAAAGGAGGUGGGCAGAGGGAGGGGGGAUUUAUCCUCUGGUCUCAUAAACGGCACUGCCUCUGCUCUAUCUGAUCAGCAUCUGGUAUCUUGAGUCUUCUGAUCAUUUAGUGAUCCCACCGUGAGCCUGGUGCCACCUCUAUUUAUGUGGUUCAGUCUGUAAAACAUGCCUUGCUGAAUCCAGUUUACAUUAAUGUAAAUAUGACGUAGAGUGAUUACAAACCUCCCAGUUACCUAAAAUAAACAAACUCAAAUCUACAGCUACAGCCAUCUCAGACCUACACAAACCUCAAAUGCAUUUAUUGAAGGGUAUUGCAUUUUAAUUGGGCAAAAAAAAAAAAGGAAAGAAAAAAAUUGUUAUUUCUCACCUUUUGCUUCCAUUAGGAAAGCAGUCAGACUGCCUUAAUUUAUGCCUCAGAAAUUAUAAUUGGUUUUGACCAGAAACUGUGGGAAUACCCUAAAAUACCCUAUGGGAUCUUUUACCAUUCUUGGGCUUUUCAUCUUUGGGCGUCAUGUUCAUUCAGGCAUGUUUUACGAGACACGUUACUUAAAAUUAAACUGGAGUGUCGGGGCAUUGGUUCUUUACAAACUCAAUGUACAAAGUGUUUCUAAUUAUUGACUAAAGCUAGAUGUGAACAAAUCGUGUGCAUGGGGAAAAUCAUGAUGUUUGAGUUGGUUUCAUUUACAGUGCAGUUAUCGGUGACCGCAUAGACCAGUGUCUUUGACACUGAGAUCAUCCACAUCUGACCAAAGACCAUGGUGUGUGUCCAGUUGCUGGAUAGGCGGUGGCCUGUAUGAUGCAGUGAAAAUCAUUUCAUCAAAUAAUGUGUACCUCAGUAGACUUAUGUUUUUCUUUUGUUUUUUUUUUGGUUUUUGGCUUUUGUCUACUCGUUUUACUUUAUUUUCCUUUAGUUGAUAUUGACUGGUUAAAUAUUGGCUCAUCUAAAUUGUACUGAUAAAUGUUGCUCCUGUAUCUGGAUGAAAUGAAUUAAACAGGAGCCUCAGCAAUGCAAUAUGUAUAGUUUUUAAAGAAAAUCAUAAACCACAUUCCAGUGUAUAUGUGAAGGCUUUUUUUGUGAGUGUGACACUGUUUGCAUUGAGGUCUUUACAUUUUUAAGUCUUGAGGUAGCAGAAAGAAAAACAGAAAAAUCAUGACCUUUGUGAUUGUAUUGUAUCUACUGCAUCUCACUGCUAAGGACUUGUCUUCCUGUUUUAAAAAAAGGAAUAAAAAGUACAUCAUUUAAAUGA